Molecule: messenger RNA, 905 nt
Organism: Daphnia magna
Lineage: Eukaryota; Metazoa; Arthropoda; Branchiopoda; Diplostraca; Daphniidae
Product: elongation of very long chain fatty acids protein 4
Exons: 5
Coding region: 427-774 (115 amino acids)
Biological process (GO): fatty acid elongation, polyunsaturated fatty acid; sphingolipid biosynthetic process; very long-chain fatty acid biosynthetic process
Cellular component (GO): endoplasmic reticulum membrane
Molecular function (GO): fatty acid elongase activity
Source: RefSeq, a predicted model, not a curated record
AUGUUUGUUUCAGUCAGUUUUAUGUGACAUAUUCCCUUCUGAAAUGAAACGAACAUGGGUAACCAUGUUUGUUUCAGUCAGAUUUGUUUCCCUUAUUCACUUGUGAACUAAAACAAACAUGGUUUCCCAUGUUUGUUUCAGUGAACAUAAUGUUUAAAAUUUCCUAUUAUUUGCAUAGGAACACUGAGGGGGAAAUUAUUCUCACCUAAUCGGACGAUGGAAACUUCAGUAGCAUGUGCUUCAACGAGAAUUGAUUGUUGCCAUUACUACCAACCGCAAAGAAUAUCGCAUUCGAUAGAACAAAAUCGCAUCAGCCUUGUGGUGGUACUAUUUUUCUCGUUUGGUUGAGAUGGUGGACACCAUCUAUUUAGUGAUGCGAAAAAAUGGCAGCAAUUGACUUUUCUCCACGUUUAUCAUCACUCGACUAUGUUCAUGCUCUGGCGGAUAGGAGUGAAAUGGGUUCCCGGUGGCUCAGCUUUUUUUGCUGCAAUGGUCAACAGCUUCAUACAUGUUGCCAUGUACCUGUACUAUGCUCUGGCUGCUUGCGAUCCAAAAGUCCAAAAGUAUCUCUGUUGGAAAAAGUACCUCACUAUUCUUCAGAUGGCACAGUUUGUCUCAGCUGUGGUUCUUGGUUUAAGAGCCUUGGUCUAUGGCUGUGACUUUCCCCUUUGGAUGCAGUAUGCACGAGUGGUCUACAUGUCUUCUUUUCUCUUCCUGUUUGGCCAAUACUACAGGAAUGCUUACCUUCAAAAGAAACAGAAGAAAAACAGAUAGAAAAGUCAUCAGAGGCUCAUUCUUUCAACGACUCUGUCAAUCACUUAAAACAACACUAAUAGGGUCUCUCCAGGUUUAUUAAUACUCUUUGUGUACGUUUGAAUCUCCUUCUUAUAGAAAUAAAUGAUCAA